AUGUUUACGCAAGAGACGGCCAUUUUUGCGGCCUUUUUGCUAAUCUCGACCACCAGCUUAUUGCCAUGGAAUUUGUUCAUGAAUGCACACGAGUAUUUCCAUUAUAAACUCCGGAAUAGCAGCAGCGAGGAAUGGAAUAUUAGUGGGAAUGCGAGCACGGAGCUGCAACGCUCCUACGAGCCUUGGGUAACCAUCACAAGUGGAAUGUCCUGUGCCGUUGGCUCCUUGCUGAAUUUUUUGGCAACUGAGCAGUGA
Molecule: messenger RNA, 255 nt
Organism: Gongylonema pulchrum
Lineage: Eukaryota; Metazoa; Nematoda; Chromadorea; Rhabditida; Gongylonematidae
Source: the annotation of a GenBank genome assembly